Molecule: messenger RNA, 507 nt
Organism: Gongylonema pulchrum
Lineage: Eukaryota; Metazoa; Nematoda; Chromadorea; Rhabditida; Gongylonematidae
Source: the annotation of a GenBank genome assembly
AUGGAGGAGGCUAAGGAGGUAAUCGACACGACUCAGGAAGCCUGCAACGAGGAACGGAGUAGCUCUCAGAAUUUGGCAUACGAGCAGAAGCAGCCAGAGGAGGAAUCGAUGCCCCCAGACGGUCCUUCAUUCGAUGGUGGUAGGUACCUUGGUCAACUGGUCAAAGAGAUGCGUGCAUUGGAAAUUAUCCAGGACAGUAAUCCUGGCGUGUUACGGAGCACGUAUGGACUGGUUGUCAGAGAAAUUGAUUCCGUCUGGGGGCUCGUCUUUGCACGAGCACAUAGCUACGGGCAGGUGCCCAUCGAGGAUGCCCAACAGCUGCUCGACGGGCAUGAAUGUGUGAUGCACGAAAAAGUGCCAAUCCCGGAACGUCCGGGCAGCAAACUCAUCGGACGCAUUCUUGGGCCGCGUGGAAUCUCGGUGAAGCAGCUGGAAACGCAGACAGGCUGCCGCAUACUGAUUCGCGGCAAAGGCUCAAUUAAGGCAAUAGCUCAGUUACAAAUCUGA